UUAUAAAUGUGUUCAGAUUUAGCUGAGAGCAUAGUUUAAACGAGUGGGCUCAAUAUAACUCACAUACCAUCGUCUCAGAACAGCUUGUAAUAUAUUGUAAAAGGUUUCUAUGUUAGUGCCGAACAGCUGGAUUUAAUGCUGUUUCUUGUAGUUAGUUACAUACAUAAACAAAUUUCUCAGAAACAAAAAUCUUGUGUUUGCACUUAAAUUAGCUGUAAAAGCAAGAAUACUGUCUCUCAAUUAGAGAAAAAGAAGGUUGGUACUAAAAGAACCGUGUAAUACAUUAUAAUGGACCCCCAUGCAAUGUCAAAAUUGGCGAAUUCUGCAAUAAAGCCACCGGUGUUUCCUGGAACUUCAACAUGGAAAACACAUCAUGACAGAGAUGCAGAAGAAACUGAUCAGUUGCGUAUGUUAAUGCAGAGCAAACGCCAUGAUACAUCUUCCACCCAACCAUAUGAACCAUCCAACUUCAGAAAGAUGACAACAGUAGAAAAAGAUGGGUUGAAAGCAUUUGAUGUCAACCGUCAUACAUUAACAGCUGACUUCUACAAGCGUCUUGAAGAUUUGAAAGUAGAACAUGGAAAAACAAUGGAGCUAUUAAGCCAACUCUAUACAAGUGAAAGCUCCAGAUGCCAUUCAAAGUUAGGAGUACCAGCCGCAACUAAAGAAAGAAUUUUGGAAAAUGAAAAACUCAAACAUAAAUACAACUUAGACCGAAAAAAUAACUCCAUGAUACACGAAAACAGUGACCAAGAAAACGGUCUUCUUAUUCCUGGGUAUAAAGCAAAAGAAGUAAGAUUUCGACAGGAGAUGAGAGAAAAAGAAGACCGGGAAAAAUCAAACUCUGAUUUAUCCAGUAGUGAAGAAAAUGAAGGGGAUCAUAUGAAUGAUCACGCAGAUGAUGUUGUUCACUCCAUGUGGGAGCAAUUCUCUCUUCAUGAUUACAUGAGGAAGAACCGUGAUAAUCUGAGACCAGCGAAGAGCAAAGAGAAAGCGAGGCCCAAAAGCGCCCCUGCUAAGAAAACAGAAUGGUCACCCGUUAUAACGAUACCCAAGCCGUUUAAUAUGACAAUAAGGGAAGAACAAAAGAAAGAAAAGGAUCAUACACGCUCUUCAAUGGAGGUGUCUCUUCGCGAGAGAGAAAAAGAGGAAAACAUUGAAAGAGAGAUGUCAAUGAGGGUCAGAGCACGGGAGCCUCCAGCUCAUAUUUAUCUUCCAUUAUACGACGAGAUUGUGGAGAGACGGGAGCAGCGUCAAAGAUUUAAUAAAGAAAACUCAAUAGCCACGCUUAUGGCUCUGCAGAAACCAUUUACAUUUGCUGAAAGAGAUGAGAAAAAGUUACAGAAAAAGAAACAAGAGCAAUUUGAAGCAGAAAAGAAAAAGCUUCGAAAAAUAAAGAAGUUGGCUAUGUUUGAAGCAAGUGGCGUUCCAUACAGUGUACAUGAUGUUUCCGUGUCCGAGAGAUUAAAAGAAGAAGAACUGUAUAGGAAGAUUAAGAUAAAAAUGAGGUCGGAAGACACAUACAGGAAAUCAGCCUUACCACCUCGAAUGCAAGCACACGAGAUGAUGGCGCUCCAGAGGAGAAGUAAAUGGCAAGAAGACGUAGAUCAACAGACUGCUUGCUCUUUCCAACCGAAAACUCACGAAAUGCCGGACUUUGACGCUCUUCAUAAGCGAGAAGAAAUAGAAGCAUUUAACCGCAAGAUGGAGGUAGAGACAACCUCGGUAAAACCAUUCAAUCUCCGCACCGAUGUGAGGUCGAAAAAGAAGGAUGAAGAAUUUGACCCACAGAAAAGCUUGACGGAACCUAAAUGGUCAACACCGAGGUUCAAAGCAACCAAACCACUCGUACAAUCUGAUACUAUUCCUGCUCGUAUGACUGACUCUACCAGACGAAGACUUGAAUUAAUGAAACAAUCGUUGCAGCAAGCUGAAAGGGAUUUAGAGGAAACAAAAGAAUUGGAGAGACAGAGAGUUCAACGAAGAAAAGAAAUGUCACGGAAAGUUCAUAUGAAGACAGCAGCUGUGGAUAACUCUGUAUCAUUAUCUGCCUCACAAGAUGAGAAACUCAAGCAAUAUAAAAGACAAGCGCGAAAACGUGACAUAGAAUACAAUCAGUUUUUGGAAGAUGUCAAAAACCGUGUGAAUGAACGACCUCUACUAUUUGAACAACACAACCAAAAAAUGGCGAAGGCACAAGCAGAAAAACGAUACCGUGAGAUCCUUGAAACGUCGGGAAUUAGCGACGAUUUUGUGGAUAGUAAAACUCGUAACAGCACCAGUUCAAUGUCACCUCCCAUGUCAGUACAGGAAUUGAAGUUGACACAAGAUAGUUACGACUCUGAUAACUUUGAAGAAGAUAUUACAGAAGCAGACAACACUCUUGACAGCUUAAAAGGCAUAACACUGGAGCAAGUUGCCUCAGAUGUUAGCUGUGAUGAGGCUGACAAGGUAGAAAGGGAAAAGAAAAAAGUUGAUUUCGCUUAAUUUUAAUUAUUUACCUUUUAUACAUUUAUUUCACGACCGAAAAUGGCAGAUCAAAUUUUCUCAUUCCAAUUUUUGAUCAACACAGUAUUGUGCAUUAAAUCUGCUGCUGAAACAAAACUCUGUGAAGUAUUAAUGUUUAUUUAGUUCUGUAUAUAAUAAUUAUAAUACUUCCACAAGCAUUUUUAUGUUAUAUGUGCGAAUGUGCCAUGUUACCGUAAUACAUAAUUUGCCAAAUUUAGUGUUGACACAAAAAGAUAUGUUAACAGAUUUUGUUCUUCUGUUUUAUCUUUCGUAUUUUUACACAGUGUGUUUUGUAGGAAAUAAAAUAGUGUUUCUG
This is a messenger RNA of Ciona intestinalis (vase tunicate), 2824 nucleotides long. The record is from RefSeq and is a predicted model, not a curated record. NCBI's taxonomy places the organism in Eukaryota, Metazoa, Chordata, Ascidiacea, Phlebobranchia, Cionidae.